Notodromas monacha is the source of this 499-nucleotide messenger RNA. The record is from the annotation of a GenBank genome assembly. NCBI's taxonomy places the organism in Eukaryota, Metazoa, Arthropoda, Ostracoda, Podocopida, Cyprididae.
AUUCGACCUGUUUUCCAUCAGUACCAAAAAAAAAACGUGACCUUCGGUGGCUCAAAUGUAGGGAAACACCCCAAAAAAAAUAUCCCGGCUUUCAAAUAAAAAAUAAUAAUAAAUAGCGGAAGAAUAUUUUCUUCCCGGAAAAGAAGAAGAAGAAGAAAGUGCGACGAUGCCAUCGAGUGUCCUUCGAUUUAUCUUGUUUUUCGCGUGCAGUUUUCAAUUAGCACCAGCACUUUUCAACGUGACGGACACGUUUUCUGCCCCGAGAGACAACCCGAAUGUCACCAGCCAAGGACAACCCAGAGUUUCAGCUGAAGGGGACAUUCCGGUUCAGGCCCUGAAUGGAACAACUGAGACGGGUUCGAAGUUGAGCGGGGACUCGAAAAUCGACGCUGUGGAGGCGAGCAAAAAGGAUUUCAUUGAUGACAUCAAUGACAUCAGCAGAAGGAUUUUAGCACUAGAGGAUGCUGGGGCUUUUGCUAUUAUCGUGAGCGGAAUUUCU